GCAAGGUGAGGCUCAGGUGGCGGCGGCGGCGCGGCGGCACGGAGUAGGUUGUUUUUCUGGCGCCAUUUCCCGGUGUGACUUGUGUUAGCUGAACUAAACCCGCCGCAAGCCACGGGUGUCGGGUGCCAUGUCUAUCAACAUAGACAAAGAUGCUUUCUUCCGCCGGAUGAACAAGAUUUACGCGGCCUGGAAGAAAGCAGAAAGCAACAAAGAGGAUGGACUGGGGAAGGCAGAUGCACUGGUGUCAGUGGUGGGUGCUGAUCAGGAGGUGAUCUACUCCAAGUCAACAGCAACACAAACUUGGCUCUUUGGCUAUGAGCUCACAGACACUAUCAUGGUUUGCUGUGAAAAGGCUGUGUACUUUCUGGCCAGUAAGAAGAAGAUUCAAAUUCUGGAGGGACUGGAGAAGAACAAAGAUGAGAAUAGCAAUGUUCCACCUGUGAAACUUCUCAUAAGAGACAAGAGUGACAAGGACAAGGCAAACAUCAGCAAGUUGAUUGAGGCCAUAAAGCAGAGCAAAGGAGGCACAAAAAUAGGGGUGUAUGUCAGGGACAAGUUCUCUUCAGAUCUCAUUGAUGCAUGGAGGAAGGCCAUCAAGGAGAACAACUUUGAACCGGUGGACAUGAGCUCCAACAUGGCUAUAGUUAUGGCUUCAAAGGAAGAAUCUGAGCUAACCACUAUUAAAAAGGCUUGCACUGCUACUGUGGAUGUCUUCUCCAAGUACCUCAAGGAACAGAUCAUGGAUAUUAUUGACAGAGAUAAAAAGGUGAAACAUGCUAAGCUGGCUGAAGGGGUGGAGCAGGCCAUGACAGACAAGAAGUAUGUUGGUAACUUUGACACCCAGCAAAUUGAGCCAUGCUACCCACCAAUAAUACAGUCUGGAGGGAAUUAUGCUCUCAAGUUUAGUGUGUCCAGUGACAAAAACCCAAUGCAUUUUGAUGCCAUUGUGUGCUGCAUGGGUGUGCGUUACAAGAACUACUGUUCCAACAUCUGCCGCACCUUCAUGGUCAAUCCACCUGACAAGAUGCAGAAGGAGUAUGACCUGCUCCUAGACCUGUUUGAUGCUCUUGUAAAUAAAUUAAAGGAUGGAGUAAAGCUCUGUGAUGUGUAUGAGGAGGUGGUCACUCAUUUGAAGCAGAGAAAGUCAGACUUGGUGGACAAAUUGACUAAAGCUGUAGGGUUUGGCACUGGCAUUGAAUUUCGUGAAUCUGCCCUUCUCAUUGGCCCAAAGAAUACUACGGUGGCCAAGAAAGGUCAGGUCUUCAAUGUCAACCUAGGUUUCUCAGAUCUGAUCAACCCUGAUGCCAGUGGCAGUAGUAAGAAAUAUGCUCUCUUCAUUGGAGACACUGUAGUGGUGAAUGAGGACCAAGCUGCCACGGUACUGACAGCCACUAGUAAAAAGAAGUUGAGGAAUGUAGGAGUUUUUUUGAAGGAUGAUGAUGAAGGAGAUGAGGAGGAGGAAACCAAAGAAGAUACAUCAGAACUUCUUGGCCGGGGCAAACGAACAGCCAUUCUGGACUCCAAGCUUAGGUCUGAACAGUCAACUGAGGAGAAGAGGCGACAGCAUCAGAAAGAACUGGCUGUGUCCACCAAUGAGGCUGCCAAAGAGCGGCUUGCCCUCCUUAAAGGGAAAAAGGAAAAUCAGAAGGUGCGCAAAUCCACUGUCUCCUACAAAUCUGCUAAUGUCCUGCCAAGGGAACCUGAGAUUUCAGAUCUCAAAAUAUAUGUUGACCGAAAAUAUGAGACUGUGAUUCUGCCAAUCUAUGGGCUACCAGUGCCUUUCCACAUUUCCAUGAUCAAGAACAUUUCCCAGAGUGUGGAAGGAGACUACACUUACCUCCGUAUCAACUUCUUUCACCCUGGCUCGAACAUUGGCAAGAGUGAUGGUGCUUUCCCCAACCCUGAUGCAGUCUUUCUGAAAGAAAUAACUUACCGAAGCACCAACACAAAGGAGCCAGGAGAACUGUCUGCACCAUCCUCCAACUUGAACACAGCCUUCAGGCUCAUCAAAGAAGUACAGAAGAAAUUCAAGACAAGGGAGGCUGAAGAGAAGGAAAAGGAGGACUUGGUGAAACAGGAUACAUUGGUUAUAUCAAAUAACAAGUCAAACCCUAAGCUAAAGGACCUGUAUAUUCGCCCCAACAUUGUUCAGAAGAGGAUCAAUGGUACCUUGGAGGCACACACCAAUGGCUUCAGAUACACAAGUGUACGAGGUGACAAGGUGGAUAUCCUUUAUAACAACAUUAAGAAUGCAUUCUUCCAACCUUGUGAGGGAGAAAUGAUCAUUCUCCUACAUUUCCAUUUAAGGCACGCUAUUAUGUUUGGGAAGAAGAAACAUAUUGAUGUACAGUUUUACACGGAGGUUGGAGAGAUAACCACUGACCUGGGAAAGCAUCAGCACAUGCAUGAUCGUGAUGACCUCUCUGCAGAGCAGGCAGAAAGAGAGCUACGUCAUAAACUCACAUCUGCUUUCAAAAGCUUCACAGAAAAGGUGGAGACUAUGACCAAACACCAAGUUGAGUUUGACACACCAUUCCGUGAGCUUGGUUUCCCUGGAGCUCCUUACCGUUCCACUGUUCUCCUCCAGCCCACAUCAGGCUGUGUGGUGAAUCUUACUGAGUGGCCGCCAUAUGUCAUUGUGCUGGAUGAGGUGGAGUUGGUUCAUUUUGAGCGUGUGCAGUUCCACCUCAAGAACUUUGACAUGGUGUUUGUGUUCAAGGAUUACUCAAGGAAGACUUCUAUGAUUAAUGCCAUUCCCAUGCAAAUGUUGGAUCAUGUCAAGGAAUGGCUCAAUUCAUGUGACAUCCGAUACUCAGAAGGUGUACAGUCCCUCAACUGGACAAAGGUGAUGAAGACUAUUAUUGAUGACCCCGAUGGCUUCUUUGAACAGGGAGGCUGGUCUUUCCUGGAUCCAGACUCUGAUGAGGAAGAGCAACAGGAGGAGGAGGAGGACUCAGAGGAGGAUGGAGCAUAUGCUCCUUCUGAUGAAGAGUUAGGAUCUGAAGAAGAGAGUGAAGACUACUCAGGGGAAUCUGAAAUCUCUGACUCAGAGGAGUAUAGUGAAGAUCUUGGUAGUAGUGAAGAGUCUGGCAAGGACUGGUCAGAUCUGGAGAGAGAAGCUGCUGAGGCUGACCGUGAGAGGAAUGAAUUUGAAGAUGAGUACACCAAACAGAAGAAAGGCGGUAGUGGUUACAGAUUAAAUCGCAAGCCCUCCAUGAAAUCUGGCAAGGACAGACACAUGAGCAACAAACACAAAUCCUCAAAACAUGACAGCAAACACAGAUCACCCCACAAGUCUUCACAUAAAUCCCCACACAAGUCACCAAGCAAGAGCAAGGAUCGGCAUCACUCCAGUAGCAAGCACAGUGACAAGAAGAGAUCCCGGGAUGAUUCGGGUGACCGUCAUCACAGUAAAAAGAAGAGCAGGAAAUAAAUGGUGUCCUCUGGUGCUGCUAGGCUGCCACUCUUCACCCCAGGGAUAAGAGAGAGAAGUUCAAAUAGUAGUGAUGAUAAGUACUUUAGGAAUGUGAUUGUCUGUUGUGAUUCUGGUCAGUGCAGUGAUCUGAGCUGAUGACCUGACUGCAGACACCAGGAAUUGUAGAGUUCAAGCAAGCCUCUUUGACCAUAUGCCAUGCACCAUGCAUAGAGGUAAUAGGUCCAGUGCUUAUAAGGAGUUGGAGAUGGACCAAUUUUAAUUAUCUUAUUGUGACACUGUGAAUGAGGGAUUUCCAAGUGAUGAAUUUAUACAUUUAACCUCUUCUUUAGUGUAUUAGACCUUGUAAUUCCUCAUGUACUCAUUUGUAAGACAUUAUUAUUUAUUUUCUUUUUUUUUAUUUAUUAUAUAUAUAUUUUUUUUUUCAUAUAACACAGUGUACAUACUAUGAUCAAUUAAUUUUAGAAGGGAACUAUGAGACAGUGCCCGAGACUUACCUGUCUGCUCAAAUUUGCACUAUGGUUACUAAAAAUUAUGUUGUUUUAUUUAAAGAAUUUGUGACAAACCAUAGCAGGAAAUUAACAAUAAUACCAGACUUUAUAAUAAUAAUAGUGUUUGAGUUGUCCAUAUGUACUUGAGGCCAUUAAGAUUCUGUAAGUCUUUUGGUAAAAUAGGUCGUACCUCUGUUCCACUACUAGUGAAAUCUUUUUAGAUUGAUAUUAAUGGUAAUUUUGUGAAAUAAGUAGUAAGAGGUGUGAUCCAAAAGUUCUCAGACUGUCUGCAAAGAGCAUUUGAAAUCCACAGUGCAGCAUUGGGCUACUAGAGAAGGACAUAGAACAUUGUCUUGCCACAUCUAUAUUUACUGUUUUGUAUAGUUUUCAUGAGGAUGGAUAACUGCAUUUUGUAUGGGUUAUAGCCAAAAAAUGUGCUUACAUCACCAAUAAUAUUGUAGAAAGUUCAUGUCUUUUCUUACUUUCUAGAGGUUCCAUACUGCUGUACAAUUAAUGUAAUAAUUCCUGGGUUAGUAAGUAACCUUAAAAUUAUUUAGCAAUCUGCCUCAUGUUAAGUUCCUAGAUGAUUGAUCACUAAAAGCUAUAGUAAGUUAUUUCUUCAGCCUUUCACUAUCAUUGUUGAGGGGAGACUAGAAUAUUGGUGACCUUUUCAUGAUGUAUUCUGUGUUUGAACCUCCACCCUCUAUAACAUCAGAUUACUGUCCAGGUGCACUAUGUACUUGUCCAAGUAUAUUAUGGAUAUCCAGUAUGGUUUUGGCAAGCCUUAAGCCAAACUUGAUAAACAUACCAUGCUCUAGGAAGUUUGUCUUUUCUUCUAAAAAUUGCAGAAAACAAAUGAUACAGAACCACAUGAGAAUGCUUUUUAUAUUAAAUUAAUAAAUACAUACCACCAGAAUACUAGACAUUUUUUUGUAAAAGAUAAAAUUGUUCAACAUCAUCUAAGUGCCUAGUUUUGGGUAAAGCCUUUAUAUGCACCAAGCAGUAAGCUCUCAAACUUUUGGAUCUUUCCUCAUGUAGAAGCUAAUUCAUAAUGGUGCUUUGUUCACCUUUAUGUAACAUGAGGAUGGGGUUUUGGAUAAAAGGAAAAAUUGUCUGCAAAUAAUUUUUAAACAACUGGAUUUUAUGUAUGACUUAUUCCUUAGGAUAUUUUUGAGAAACAAUAUAUAUAUAUAUAUAUAUAUAUAUAUAUAUAUAUAUAUAUAUAUAUAUAUAUAUAUAUAUAUAUAUAUAUAUAUAUAUAUAUAUAUAUAUAUAUAUAUACAGAAAAUAUUUGCAUAAGAAAAUCAAUUGCAUUUUAUGAAGAAAGGUAUAACAAAAUCACCUAUAAUUGUCAACCAAACAUGUAAUUAUGUAAGUAUCUUGGAUCUCUCUCUCUCUCUCUCUCUCUCUCUCUCUCUCUCUCUCUCUCUCUCUCUCUCUCUCUCUCUCUCUCUCUCUCUCUCUCUCUCUCUCUCUCUCUCUCUCUCUCUCUCUCUCUCUCUCUCUCUCUCUCUCUCUCUCUCUCUCUCUCUCUCUCUCUCUCUCUCUCUCUCUCUCUCUCUCUCUCUCUGAAAGGAAACCACCAGUCAGCUCAGACACUUGCAAUGGAUGGAAUACCACACACACACACACACACACACACACACAAAAUAUAUAUAUAUAUAUAUAUAUAUAUAUAUAUAUAUAUAUAUAUAUAUAUAUAUAUAUAUAUAUAUAUAUAUAUAUAUAUAUAUAUAUAUAUAUAUAUAUAUAUAUAUAUAUAUAUAUAUAUAUAUAUAUAUAUAUAUAUAUAAAGUACAAGUAGUGCACAAAAUUUGAGAAAUUCAUAAUUAUUUGUAUAUGAUUCAGUCAUAAUGAAGCUUAAAGGUUUUCUAAAGGAUAGUAAAGGCAUUACUGCAACACCUGUUCACAAAGUAUUGAAAAUUAUCCACUUUGGUUAAAGAGAUUUGGUGUAUAGAUUUUUCUUAUUGUCCACUUAGGGAAUUAGGUGUAUCUUAUUUUUAAUUACCUGAGCUUAUAUAAGCACUAAUAGUUUUAGUUAUUUUUGUACCAGAGGUUAUGCUGCUACAACCUUGUGUUUUGCAAGGCAAUGAUUUGGGAGGGCUGUUUGCUUUUUUCUCCUUUUUGAAGAGAAAACUGAAGAUGGUCAGCCAAGUUGUUGUGAAUAGAAGGUUAUUAAUUAUUGCAGAUGGAUGUAUUGAUGACAAAGAUCUGCUAAUGAUAGUUUGUUGUGGUGUUGGUUCAAGACAACACAAAGGAACAGAAGGAUUAACUUUUUUUUUUUUUUGUACGUCAAGUAAGAUAAUGUCCUGCAUUUUAUAUCAAUUUGUGAAAUAUAUUUCAUCCUUGUUUU
Molecule: messenger RNA, 6277 nt
Organism: Scylla paramamosain (green mud crab)
Lineage: Eukaryota; Metazoa; Arthropoda; Malacostraca; Decapoda; Portunidae
Gene: dre4
Product: FACT complex subunit spt16-like
Biological process (GO): transcription elongation by RNA polymerase II
Cellular component (GO): FACT complex
Molecular function (GO): nucleosome binding
Source: RefSeq, a predicted model, not a curated record